Rotaria sordida is the source of this 2667-nucleotide messenger RNA. The record is from the annotation of a GenBank genome assembly. NCBI's taxonomy places the organism in Eukaryota, Metazoa, Rotifera, Eurotatoria, Philodinida, Philodinidae.
AUGAUUGGUAAUGGUUUUAACAAUCGAGAAUUUAUUUAUUAUAAUGAUAAACAGACUUGUGCAGAUUAUGUUCAAUCGAUUGCAAAGAGUGAAACGAUAUUUCUAAUUUCAACUGCAUCAUGUGCUAUUGAAAUCUUAUCACUCAUUCAUUCGUUAAGACAGUUAGAUUCUGUUUUUCUAUUUUCAACUGAAGAGGAUUAUAACAAGUAUGAAUAUUUAUUUGAUGAAUAUUCAAAAGUCAUUGGAAUAGUUUAUGAAUUACCGAAGUUAUUUCAAUCUAUUGAAGAAAAUAUAGAUUUAGCUAUUAAACAAAUUGAAUCAUUUCAAUUUUACGAGCAAAAACAAAAAUCAACUCGUGAAUUAUCGAAAGAAGCUGGUUCAUUUCUCUGGCUACGUUUAUUCAAAGAUGUUGUUCUAAAUCUUCCACAUGAUGAACAAGCUAAACAAGAUAUGAUUAACCGACUUAAAGAACAUUAUCAUAAUAAUAGUAAACAAUUGAAAUUAAUUGCAAAAUUUAAUAGUGAAUAUAAUGCUGAUGAUGCUUUACGAUGGUACUCAGGUCAACCGUUUUUAUAUAAGCAAUUGAAUCGAGCUUUGCGAACUGAAGAUAUUGAAUUAUUGUAUGCAUUUCGAUAUUUUAUAGCUGAUCUUUGUAAAAGCCUUGCAAAGGAAUAUCAAAUUAUAAAAGAAUCAUUCGAUUCUACAAUUACAUUCUAUCGUGGAGUUAAAUUGUCGAAUGAAGAAGUCAAGAAAAUAAAAAACAAUGUCGGAAAACUUAUAUCGACAAAUGGAUUUUUAUCGACGAGUAUUGAUCGUAAUGUUGCACUUGCAUUUGUCGGUGAACCAACUGACAAUGAAGUAAGCAUCUUAUUUGAAAUUGAAUGUAGUCUAGACACAAAUGAAACAGUAAUUAUGGCUAUGAUAUCUCAAUACAGUCUUCAUCCUCAAGAACAAGAAGUUUUGUUUGAUUUGGAUGCUGCCUUUGAAUUAUUAUCUGUUACUGAAGAUGAAUCAUCGCCUAUGACAAUUGUGAAAAUGAGAGCAACAAAUGAAGGGUCAAUUAUUGCACAAGAACAUAUUGAACACCAUCGAAAAUAUAUGAGUACCAGUGGUGUAGUAUUAUUAUUUGGUUAUCUGCUUGCCGAAACUGGUGAAUAUGAUAAAUGUCAAAAAUAUUUUGAAUGUUUGUUAAAAAAUCCAAAUGGAGAUAAUAUAUCAUUUAUUUACUAUUAUAUGGGCGUUGUUCAUUCUUAUAAAUGUGAAUAUGAAAAAGCCCUACAGUAUUAUGAACAAGCAUAUGAAAUGAUGAUGAAUUCUGUACCUCAACUUCUAAAAGCAUCAUCAUUCGUUCUGAAUGAUAUUGGUUCAAUUUUACAAAUUCAAGGACAAUACGAUGUAGCGCUUGAUCAUCAUAUGCGUGCUCUCAAAAUUCGACAAGACUAUGUCGAUUAUAUAAAUAUGGCGGUCUCAUUAGCAAAUAUUGCUGUUACUUAUAAUAGCAAGGGUGAAUUUCAACGGGCAUUAAACUUUUUCAUGGAAUGUCUUCAUUUACGAGAACAAUAUUUACCUAACGAACAUAAAGAGACAGCAUCGGUACUGAGCAAUAUUGGUCUUGUAUUUAAUCAUAUGGACCAAUUGGACACUAGUUUAGAAUAUCAAUACAAAAGCUUAGAAAUGAAUGAAAAAUGUCUUCCUCCUCAACAUGAAAAUAUUGCAUUGUGUCUAUAUCGUAUCGCACUUGUUUUAACAAAUAAAGGAAAAUAUGAUGAUGCUUUAGAUUAUCAUAUACGUGCUCUUAAAAUUCGAGAAAGUAUCUUUCCGAAUGGACAUAUUAAAAUAUCAAAUGCUCUAAAUAAUAUUGGAUUUGUUUAUUAUUCCAAGAAGGAUUAUGUUCUUACACUAGACUAUCUCAAAAAAUCUCUGGAAAUGCGAGAAAGAUUAAUGCCUAAUAUUAAUGAUGCUGGGCUUUUGAACACUUUAACAUACUUUGGUUUAACAUAUACUAAGUUGCGCGAACAUAAUGAUGCAUUGAUGUAUCAUACACGUGCUCUGAAAGUUAGUCAAAGUUUAUUUCAUAUUGGACAUGGUAAAAUUACUGAUUGUUUAACUAAUAUUGGUAUUGCAUUUCGUGAGUUGAAAGAUUAUAAACAUGCAUUUGAAUACUUUGAAAAAGCUUCAAAAAAUGAAGAACUUAACACUACAAAACCGAAUCUGUUUAAAUUAGCUAGAAUUUAUGAUAAUAUGGGUAUUUGUUUAUGCUCUCAAGAUGACGACAUGUCAAAUGGACUUAGUUAUCGAAUGAAAGCUGUUCGAAUAAUCGAAAAACUAUCUCCUUGUAUACAAUAUGCUCAAUGGAUCGAUAGUAUCGGAAAUAUUUUUUUUGAAUAUGAAAAAUAUGAUAAUGCUUUAGAAUGUUAUCUAACAAGUUUAAACAUAAGAGUACAGUGUCUUCCAACAGAUCAUAUUGACAUAGCAGAAAAUUUCAUGCAUAUUGCCGAUGUUUACAUUGAGAAAGAAAAAAUAAAAGAACAAGAAAGCACUGGCAAAUAUCAAACAAAAGCUCUGUUUUUUUAUGAAAGUGCAUUGGAAAUAUAUCGCAAAUGGAAACAUCCAAAUGUUGCUGAUGUUAUAAACAAGAUUGUUUCCGUUAAUAAGAAUACUAAUUAA